CACCACUAGAGCGCCACCUACUGCCAGGAUGUGAAGGAGCCAGUUUGUUCGCUAACGCUGUCUUCUUCAACCUACGGCCAUUUUACACCUACAUACAAGAGUAAACUCCUGUAGAUUGCCUCAAAAGGAGUCUCCAAUUGCCUCCAAACUAUGUAAAGCCAAGAAGAUGGGACCCAAGCUAUUAGCCAUCUUCUGAACAAACUUUAAAUUUCUUUCAGUUGCAACAUUCAUUGAUUUGCAAAGAUUAUGAGGCCCCAACCACUGCCCUUGCAUUACACUGUUUGUAUAUUAUUGUUUAUUUGCGUGCCUCUAGCGGUGGGUAAUCUACCACAUUCACUGCCCUGGCACGUUUCCUGCCCAGUCCGCUGCGUUUGCCAAAUCAAGCCAUGGUUUUCCUUCGACUCCUUGUACCACGAGGCACCAACCGUGGACUGCAACGAUCUUUUACUAACCAAGCUUCCAUCACCUAUUCCCAAAAAUACACACACAUUAAGACUACAGAGUAAUCUUUUAUCAGAUUUGGACACCUCAACGUUGCAAAAGCUCCCAAACCUGACCGACCUUGACUUGUCGCAAAACCGUUUCAACCAUAUUCGAAUGAUAACGUCAGGUCCUCCAUUGAGGUAUUUGCUAGCAUUGCAUUUAGAAGAAAACCAUUUAAGCCACCUACCGGAUUCGUCUUUCCCAUCACUGCCAGUUUUGCAAGAAUUGUUUUUAAGCCACAAUAACUUGCAUACGAUUUCACCAGGAGCAUUUGCUGGCUUGGAUAACUUGCUUCGCUUGCAUAUCAAUAAUAAUAGACUGACCACAAUAGAUCCAAGAUGGUUCAAAGCAUUACCGAAGUUGGAGGUGCUAAUGCUAGGUGGAAAUCCGGUAGUAGCGUUACCGGAACAAGCUUUUAUAGCGCUGAAAUCUUUGCGGAGUCUUGUUCUUGGAGGCAUGGGCCUGCAAAAUCUAGCAGAGAAAGCGCUAGACGGUUUGGAUCAGCUAGAAAGCCUCUCUUUCUUUGACAACCAACUCACAAAAGUCCCUACUGCAGCCUUGCGAAGAGUUCCUGGUCUCAAAUUCCUCGAUCUUAACAAAAAUCGAAUAAAGUUGAUUCAAAAUGGUGAUUUCCGUGAUAUGGUGCAUCUUAAGGAGCUAGGUUUAAACAACAUGGAUGAUUUGGUUUCAAUUGAGAAAGGCGCCUUGGAAAAUUUACCAGAAUUGACCAAACUUGAAAUCACAAAUAAUCCACGUUUAUCCUACAUACACCCUCACGCGUUUCUUAAACUAACCCGACUCGAAAGUUUAAUGCUAAACUCAAACUCGCUUAGCGCUCUACACCACAAUAUCAUGCUAUCUUUGCCCAAUUUGCAGGAAGUUAGCUUACACUCCAAUCCAUUACGUUGCGAUUGUCUAUUCCGUUGGGCUGCCGAAGAAUCUCCUCAUCUUUAUAUCGACAAAGAUCAAACCGAUACCCAAACGCUUCGAGUUGUACGAUUUAUCCAACCGCAAGCCACACUUUGCUCCGAACCUCCAGAAUUGAGAUCGCGUAAAGUUAGGGAGGUAUCAACUCUAGAGAUGUCUGCGUCUUGCCUCCCGAUGAUCCCAUCAAACUCGCUCCCUUCCUACGCUGGUGUUAGAGAAAAUGGAAAACUCGUCUUGCAUUGCCGUGCCCUUGGAGAUCCCCAACCGGAAAUUUACUGGGUAACUCCUUCGGGGAUGAAACUGGGACCAAAUAAAUCAAAUUUGUGUCGCAAUUUUUCAAGAUCUAAUCAUAACUUUACUUCUAGCAAAAAUCAAGACAGCCAGAAUAGGUCGUUAUGCUAUCGUAACAAACACUACAAGUUACUUCCCGAGGGUACAUUAGAAAUUAGCAAGGUGACAUCUCACGAAGCUGGAUUGUACACUUGUAUUGCUGAAAAUAUUUUAGGUGCUGAUACAAGAAGCAUAACUGUUGGCGUGCAUGCUCGAGAAAGUCGUCGGAAAAAAGCUAAUUUGAAAGCGUUUUUGCGAGCAGAGGUUGCCAGAUUGGAGUUAAGGGAAGUUGGAGAACGCUACGCUAUCCUGUCCUGGCAAAAUGUACGUAACUUACCUUCAACACGCCUAUCGUGGCAAGCCAUAUACGCCAAUUUACACACACCAACUUACACGACAAGAAUCCUAGCUGGAACGCAAAGUUUCAAUCUAACGCAUUUGCAACCAGAGACGUUUUACAGAGUAUGUCUCCACCUAGGGGCCGCAGAUGAUACCAAGCGCGUUAGCAAAAGGGUGAGAACUGUUAGAAAACCUCAAUGCGUCACGUUUAGGACAAAAGAAGCCAACGAACCGGAAGCUAGUCUCGAGCUAAAACCAGAGUUGACAUCGACGGCUGUAACGCUCCUGCUGCUGGCGCUAAUUCUGCUAGCUUUAGCUGGGCAAAGCUUUGAGGCAGAGGGUCAGAAGGGUGAUCAUGUGAUGCUGCUGCAGGAAGUGAAAGGUCAUGUGAUCCAGGUCAAAGAAGAUAAAGGAGAAGAGGGGAGCGAGAAAGUGCCGUUGUGAUGGGUUUAACUGCGAAACAUGGCUUUAUACAGGAGGAUUUAUUAGCAUAUAUUUUGAUUACGUUUGACAACCUUAAAGAUGCACUAUGUAACUUUUCUGGUGGAGGACCUUCCAGCUUGUUGUCUCCAUGGAGAUGUUAUUGCUUUGCCUGGAUUGUUCCAAAUUAUGGUAUUAAACUUGUCUUUUUUCAAUUAGUGACUUUUUUUAUUGCUAAGAAAAACACCUCUCACCUCUCCACUGAUCUGACCUGUAACUUGGGAAUACCUAAAUUCCCACGACUACAGGUUCCCACAGCCCUGUUUUCUUAAAUUAGACAUUAGAUAUUUAGAUAUUAGAUAUUUUUUCAGCAUCUUAGGGGCCCAGAAUUGUACCCUCUUCCUAUAAAUUUAUAUUAGAGCGGGGCCCAUGUGAGGAUUGUUGCCCCGGGCCCCCAAAUUUCUGUCAACGGACCUGCUCCACCUUGACUCCUUGUAGAUAGUAAACUUAAUCCCAUAUGGUGGAACAUUUCAGGUAAAGCAAUAACAUUUCCGAGGUGGUGGUGGAAACUCCAUCUGAAAGUGAUUGGAUUAUGUUUAUUUAUUUUGUUUUCGAAUUUGAAAAAGUAAAUUGCCUAUUGAGUUGUAUAGGAUAUCGUUUGAGUUUGAGCUUUCGGGACAAUUUUUAUAUUCUAUAGGCAGCACAUAUUCACUAAAUCCUCCGAUAUAAAGCAAUGCAAUGCGGUCUAACUCUGCUGAAAAUGAUUGUGUUAUAUACAGAAUUACUGACACUACAUCCACUUACAUGAGACAACCUGGUGUGAAAACGUGAAAGAGAAAGAUUGUAAACCCAGCCAUGGUGUGUGGAUAUAUAGAUUUGUAUUUAUUUUCUAUACCAUACAAAGUAAAUAUAUAUUGUCAUCGUUUUUGUGUUUAAGUGUGUUGUACAGAAUUAAAAAUGGACAAUCACAGACACCGAAUUGAAGAUUGAAUCAAAAGACUUAUCUGAAAGCGGUUCGGACUCCAGGGUCAUCAUGGCGGCUACAACGUUUAAAGCUCAAAUGAAUUCCAGACUUUGGGACAAAAUUGCUGCUUAUUUUUGCAUUGUAAGCUAGUGAUUGGUGUGAACUUUUUGCUUUGCUUCCAGUCAGUAACAUGGGACAUUUCAAAACUAAACAGUACUGUGGAAAAGUUUAUUUAAAUACCAAUAUAUUUUAUUCACAGAUGCGCUACGUAACUUAUCCAUUCGAGGCCUGGAAUUUUCCAAAGUACGGCGUUAAACGUAUCUACCAUUUAUUUCAUUACAGUGCACAGUUAUUUUGUAUUGCUGAAAAAUAUCUUGAAAAACUUUGACCUGACCUGUAACUUGGUGUAGAGGCAUCACCUGCUUGUUUCCAUGGAGAUAGAUAGAUCAUUCUAGGCAACAUCUCCAUGGAGACAAGGACUUCGCCAUCCCUCCACCAAAAAAAGUUACACAGUACACCUUUAAUUUAUGAAUUAAGUAUAGUUUAAGAAGCUAGCCAUUGAUUAUGUGAUAUAUAUUUGUCAAAUCAUGGGUUUCUGUGUCCUGUUAAAGGCAGCAUUUUGGGGACUUUUCACUAUUCUAAAGGACAUUAUAUAAAAAAAACUAAAAAAAACAACAUAUGGCAACAGUCCUAAUUUUUUAUCAUUUUGAAACCCAUGGAUAGAAACAGCAUUGACUAGAAGUGGUACUGGGUAUUGGGUCAUAUAAACUUAUUUAACUACUUAUCUUAUUGCCAUUCUGUUUCCUCAUAAUAAACAUCUGAUUUUCACUAAAAUAUAUUAUUAUAGUUGCGAGAUAGGUCGCCUGCGCCUUGGCCGAGGUCUAACUAUAUUUUUAGUUUUUCUUUUGAGGAAGUUGUGUAUAUUUUUGUACAUCACAUCUGUCUUUCUUCAUCGCUCUGACUUUUGCACAGGACUGUUUAUACUCAUCCCAGAAGCAUAAUUUAAAGUGAUUGUGCUCAAGUCUAUUUUGAAACAUUAUCUAAUAAAAAAUUAAAU
Messenger RNA from Periophthalmus magnuspinnatus, 4520 nucleotides. Its product is annotated as leucine-rich repeat neuronal protein 2. The transcript has a single exon. The record is from RefSeq and is a predicted model, not a curated record. Gene Ontology annotation, molecular function: protein binding. Lineage: Eukaryota; Metazoa; Chordata; Actinopteri; Gobiiformes; Gobiidae. The coding region runs from base 247 to 2523 and encodes 758 amino acids.